Messenger RNA from Striga asiatica, 807 nucleotides. The record is from the annotation of a GenBank genome assembly. Lineage: Eukaryota; Viridiplantae; Streptophyta; Magnoliopsida; Lamiales; Orobanchaceae.
AUGGCUUUCUGGGGAAUUGAGGUGGAACCAGGCAAACCGUAUUUUCAUUAUUCUGACGACGAAAAGGGAAGACUUCACGUGUCCCAGGCGGCAUUAGGUGCAGGGUCCUCCACUAAGAGUAGUAUUCUGCAGUGUAAGGUGGGAGAUAAAAAACCCAUUUGCUUGUGUUCAUUGUUACCGGAAAAGAUCGAGACUUGUGCGUUGAACCUUGAGUUUGAGGAAGGCGAGGAAGCCACAUUUUCAAUUAUUGGCUCUCACAGAAUUGAAGUGGAACCAGGCAAACCGUAUGUUCAUUAUUCUGACGAGGAGAAGGGAAGACUUCACGUGUCCCAGGAGACAUUAGGUGCAGGAUCCUCCACUAAGAAGAGAAUUCUGCAGUGUAAGGUGGGAGAUAAGAAACCCAUUUACUUGUGUUCAUUGUUACCGGAAAAGCUCGAGAAUUGUGCAUUGAACCUUGAGUUUGAUGAAGGUGAGGAAGCCACCUUUUCAAUUAUUGGCUCACACAAUGUGCGUCUUUCUGGAUUUUUCUAUGGAGAUAAUGAAAAUCAGGAUAACCUUGAAGAUGAUUAUGGAUUGUAUCCUUCUGCUUUUGUGGGCUAUGUCUCCGCCGUAGCCAAACGACCAAGGGAUGGAUCUAAAGAGUUGCUCGUUUUCGAACCUCUACUCCUAAACGAGGCCAGUUCGUCAAGGCUGCCGAUCUCGUCCGGCAAAUGCCAAUGCCACCAUGAUGAAGCAAGUUCGCAUCGACGUCGACCUGAACCACACUGGGUUUCCGUCGGGCACCGUGAAUCUCAAUCAUGUUCUUAG